AUGCUGGAACGCGGCCAGUCUUUCCAGCCUUAUCUUCGUCGUAACCUUCUGUAUCGGAUGGCAUUUGCCGACAGAGCUGUCCCCUCUUUCACUUUUGGUGAAGAUGAACCACCUCUGGUGUGGCCUUGGACGCCUAGACGAUCUCCAAUUCAGAGAACACCACGAGAGAGAAAAGAACGACUGUGUAGUCUAAUCGAAGCUCUGUUAUCCAGAAAUGCUAUUGAAGACAACAUCCGUCAGUGCGAAGAUAUCCGAAAUUUUCAUUUCUCGAUCGGUACCUUAGCCGUGUUCAAAAAGACAGGGGAUAGACAUGUUCUUUAUCGUAGCCUGGCCUAUAGAAGAUUUCUCAAGGCUCGUGGAAAGUCGUUUCCGUACUCCGCACGAAAAUACGCCGAUAAUUCGGAUCAUGUUGGCCGCAUAGAGUAUCCAGCUCGUACAGCUUACAUUUCUGAUGACGCCGCAACACUGUCCUUCAGAAUGGUUUGUCAUCAUCUUUUGGAAGGUGAACGGUUAGCUAAAGUGCAGGUCUACACUGUGCGUCAAAGAGGAGACGUUUUCGAACCAGCAGAAAGACUUCCGUCGGCUACAUUCACUGUUCCUGUAAAUGUGCCAAUGUCGCCAGUCUCUAUCGAUGUACCCACGAUUCCGAAUGAUACACAACUUCGAGUAUAUGUUGUGGUUCGAGUUGACAUCACCAAUAAUUUGAAAGGCAUUCGCAUUGAUGGCCAUGCUCUUCGGCAUCUACCUAGUCGGAUCGUACGUUCUGAUAAAACCAGUCGAGACCACAGCGUCAUAUUUGAGCAUACCCUCCUGGGGACGAAGACUCUCUACAAGGAUGAAGCAACAUGGAAUGGUUGUGGAGGUUUAAUAGUAGGAGAGAAUAACGUCACACUAAUUGAGCAGGAAAAGCUGAGCAACGAUGUUUCCUCACCGAUGAUUGUGUCCGAGCUAGAAUACUGGAGCAAGCGUCUUCACACUAAUCCAUUCCUGCAAAUGCGAGUUGUUAGCGGUCCCGUAUAUGAAGACGAUUCCGACUGCAGCCUUUCCGAGCGAAGCUCAAGGUCCACGGAUGGCGUUGAGGGAGACGACGAACUGUCGGCUUCUUCUGAAGUGGAUGAUGUAGCGCCGCAACGGAUCGAGCUCAAACGUACUAUUGACCCUUAUCUUGGCGCUUUUCGUCCUGGUGAAGAUGGAAGAUAUAUUAAUCACGUUCAGACUAUUGAAGCAAUGUUCCGCCCGUUGAAAAGUAUGGGAAGAACGAGCCUAGUGAUCGUGCAGAAUUGGCUACGAUUGGAAAUCCCUCCCUUGAUAACAUAUCGUAUCUCAUCGGGUAUGGUGCCUCGUGAUGAUGACAUUGAGUCAACUGCGGUCUUCAAAGUAUCGCCUUCGUCGAGGGUGUCGAACUACGCGAGUUUAACAGAAGUUCAGAAAAUGGGUUGGUUAACGGUGGUGGAUCAGUAUCAAACCGAAAAAUGUAUAAUUUGCGGAAGAUCGUUUCACAACAUGUAUGCUCUCAUGCUGCAUUAUCAUCUAUCUUAUCCUCGCCUCACGUUCCAGUUCAACUUCCGUGUAGAUCCUCGGCACGAAAACUGGCACCGACUCCAUAUUGAUGUGUUUCUAAACCCGAACUUCGAUGAUGUGCAUGAAGUCUUUACCAAUGGACGAGGCAGUUGGAUUCGUGUAGGCGAUCCAGUGUACAUGUGGACUCGGGAUCAAGCGAUAGAGCUGAGGUCGAAGCUACGUAUGGAUCUUACCAUAUUUUGCGAUUCUCUCAAGUCCGCAGGUCACGCGCUGGAUGAUCCUGUCGAGGAACGUCGCUUCAUUCACCCCGAAUCAGGGCGAUGGCUUUAUCGAGGCGAGCGGCUACCUCGUUAUGCGCGUCACUUACCUGCACCGGGACAUGAAGUGUUAAUUCACAACACGACUAGGCGCCUGCUGGAUUUCGUCGACCUUUCCGAUGGCAGCAAGUGGUUCAUGAUUACAUGGAAUACUAUGCUGAUCACUAUGGGCAAAGCACGAGGCUAUUCUUGGAGCUUCAUAUGGAUACCAUGGUUCGUUACAGGCAACGAAGCCACUUCAUUUAUCAGCUUGAAUACACAAACUCAGAGAGGCCGUCCAAUUACCGACCUAGAAGAUCUUGUACUCAGGUUGUAUCAUGCUAGACAUGACUACGACCCUUUGCUGGACGAUCUUCACCCUCUGAGGGAUUGGAUAUAUACUGACCUAAAGCGAGGAUAUGAGCGAUAUCGCUGCGAUCUGGAUAAACCACACAAGGAUUCCUCUGGUAUGCGUAGAUCUUUCCCCAAGAUGUAUCGCACUGAUCCAGGCACGAUAUCCAGUGAACAGCUACACAGGCUAUUCAUCGAAGUUCUUGAGGCUGGUGUAGUGGUGCCGUUCAAUCAUCCAUUCAGGAAAUACCUACUUAAUGUUGUGGAUGUCUUGUUUGAAGGACAAAUGCCUGCAUGCAUUACCCGUCUUCGUGAUCAGGACGAGUUUUUGAGCUGCCUGAUUCGAUAG
Molecule: messenger RNA, 2517 nt
Organism: Ostertagia ostertagi
Lineage: Eukaryota; Metazoa; Nematoda; Chromadorea; Rhabditida; Trichostrongylidae
Source: the annotation of a GenBank genome assembly